Molecule: messenger RNA, 4566 nt
Organism: Chara braunii
Lineage: Eukaryota; Viridiplantae; Streptophyta; Charophyceae; Charales; Characeae
Source: the annotation of a GenBank genome assembly
GGAGAAGAAAAGGAGAAUGGAGGCGGCGAAAGAAUUGGAGGAGGUAAAGAAGCAAAGAGCGUAGAUGGCAACGCAGGUGGACCUACUGGGGAAGAUGGAGAUCAUGGCGAGAAACAUAGAGCGCCUGGCCCAGGUCCAGGAAGAACAAUAUCUGUUUGGUAGAGGUCGGGACAUUGCCUUGCGCUCUAUACGGUCGGGACUCAGGGACUUUGCCAGGGAAUUAGCGACGCAGGUAGGCUCAAAGGUGAAGGCCCGCCUAGAGGGCACUAAGCGUUAUUGCACGAGCGCCAUAGAAGGCACCAGACUGACUGCUCCCAAGGAGGCGGAAACACGUCCCCGAAGGGAGCCUGUCAAGGUCAAGUUCUCUGACUCCUAUAGCGGGAAGAAAGAGGAAAAUUUUGACAAUUGGGAAGCCAAUGUCAAAACCUAUGUACAUUUGCAGGUCUCCCCGGACGAGCAUGUCCUUAUAGCCGUCCAUGCCCUCCGAGACGAAGCAGCAAGCUUUGCCCGUUCCUUGUGCCGCGCUGCCAACUGUAAUGAUGAUUUAAUCGCUUAUUCUGCAUUCACUCCACUCACUGACUUCCUUAAGUUAUUGCACGAACGAUUCACAGAUGUCUCACGCAGUGUCAAAGCCUCCGAUAGAUUGCAAACCAUCCACUCACGUCAGUGGAAGAGUGCGAGAGCACUCAAGGGGGUGAUGGACGAGCUAGUCGUCGUCCCGGACCAUGGGGUCACUGAGACCGAACUGCUCAACCUCUUCUAUCGUGCAAUGCCCGAACAGCUGCGCGGACAUUUCUUUGAGAAAAGUCAGCAGCCUACCAUGACCUACGACGCUUUGAGCAGGGAAGUGGUAGCCUUUGAAGUGCGGUCCAUGUCAAUCUCCACUUUUUGGCAUAAGGACCUAGACAAGGGCAAAAAAUGGAAAGGUCGCACCAUCUCAGGACUGGUCAAGAGCAAGGAUCGCUUGAUCCUUACUUUAGCUGAGGGUGGUGUAGACGAAGUCCCCUACGAGCAGAUUGAGUGGGGGCUUGAGGAAGAGGACAGUAGCGUUACCGGGGCAACGCUCCAUCUGAAGGAGCACGAAUGUAGACUCCCUCGUUCUGCAGGCGAGGCUAAGACUGCCCGCCUGUUUCAUGUGUCAGGAGUAGAGAAUUCCUUGGCACAUUGCUGCCUUAGUGCCCCUGCGUUCGCCAGAUUGGUGAAGAAGGAGAAAUUAGAGGAACAUGUCUUUGUUGCCUAUGUUAGGCCCGUCACURAGCCUACGRAAGAGAAGCCGAUGGACCCUGCGAUUGCCAAGCUGCUGGAAGAGUUUAAGGAUUUGACUGAGACGCCGACAGGCACGGUGCCGCGGCCUAUUGAGAUAGAGCCUGGCAGUAGAACUCCUAAGGGUGCGGUGUGUAGGAUGUCCCCGCUGGAGUUAGAGGAGCUGCGGAAACAGUUGGACGAGCUCCUUGAAAAGGGUUGGAUUAGGCCCAGUUCGUCUCCUUUUGGAUCCCCUGUUCUCUUUGUCCCUAAGAAAGAGGGAGAGCUGAGGAUGUGUAUAGACUAUAGGGGUCUGAAUGCCAUUACAGUGAAGAAUGUUGAGCCACUGCCUAGGAUAGACGAUCUUUUAGAUCGAGUGCAGGGGGCGAAGUAUUUCUCCAAGAUAGAUUUGAAGUCCGGAUAUCAUCAGAUAGAGGUACAUCCUGAUGAUCAGUACAAGACGGCCUUCCGGACUAGAUAUGGGCACUACGAGUUCAUAGUGAUGCCCUUUGGACUAACCAAUGCGCCAGCUACGUUCCAGCGCUGUAUGAACGAUUUGUUUAGACAGUGUGGCAGUACAUUCAAAGGAAGGGAUCCGUCCGGCAAGUGCUCCACUGUUAAAGGCGUGGAUGGAAGUUGCCAUCGUCCAGGAGACGCUGAAGACACUAUUGUUGCAGAAUUGGAGAAAUCGGCAUUUCACAGAGAUGGAAGAGCCCGUGCACUAGCAGCAGCUAGGGAAACAGCAAACGCCGCAGCUAGGGAACAGGCUGCAGCAACAGUCAGGGCAGCAGCCAUGACUAGUUCAGCAGCAUCCUCUGCUGCGUUGUCUGGGACCAAUGGGACCCAGUUGGGAAUGCCAACAGGGUCCACGGGUACUUCCAGUUCGUUGGGUUCUCGUCAGUCUACAAGUCAAAUGGCGGGCUCGCAGUUCAGCCCGUUGACUCCUCGCAAAAGGGAGCUCAGGGAGCUCCAGCAGGUCGAAAGAAUCCGUGAACAGUUAGAGAGGGACCUGAAGAAAGCAACCGAUAGAGAAAGAGAGAUUAAAAAUAGAAGAGCCAGGCAUGAUACUUUAGAGGCUGACAAAGCGGAGUUAGAGGGUUUGGAUGAGUCAGCAUUGUCUGACCAAAUGAAAGUACUGAAGAAGAAUAUGUUGUCGUUGCAUGUGCACAUGGACAGCAGAUUAGACUUCAUGCAGAGCACUCUUGACCAGAUCUUGGACGUUCUGACAAGGCCAGGAUUUAGGCCACCUGCACAAUCGUCGACGUCGUUAUCGACGAUGUCAGGCCCCUUUCCCAUACAAGCUGGCACACAGCCAAGUGGUAUGUCUGCAGCAGCCGCACAGACUGUUGCAUCUUCUUCUUCGGGUCCAGCGGUGGGAGCUAUACCACCGCAACAACCAGUUCCUCAACAGGGACAGCCGCAGGGUCAAUGGUAUCCUAAGACCCCAAUGAAACCGCCUCUUGCCUUCUCAGGUGAGAGAAAGGACGAAGAACUCAACACUUGGUUGAGAACAGUCCCGGUUUGGGUGAAGGCCAAGAGGACCUUGCUGGAGGACGGAGUGGUUACUGCUGCAUCUUACCUCGAGGGUAAGGCAACCAAGUGGCUAGAUGGUGUAGUUGUAAAGGCCGGGUACGUACGACGCAUGGCAGACUGGGCUAAGUCUCUUACGUUAGACCAGUUCAUGAAGAUGGUAGAAGCUCGAUGGCAUAAUCCACAGGAGGCACAAAAAGCCACCGAUGCGAUUAACAGACUAGACCAACGAAAGUUCAAGUCGGUCAGAGACCUUACGACUACUGUAGAGAGUCCGAUCCUCGUUCCUGGCAUCAACUACAGUGACCAGUUCCUGUUGACUACGUUUGUUAGAUGUCUUCUAGAGAACAUCAGAAACUUGCUGGCCAGCGAGGCACGCAUCGAGUACCAUUCGUUUGAGACGUUGUCUAGAAAAGCCUUAGAUUUGGAGGCCACUCUAGGCAAUGCUCAACCCUCUCAGAAUGACACGAAGAAGAAGAAGAGUCCUCAGGAGUGGAAGAAGAAGGGGGCUAAGUUGAUGAUGGUUGAGUCCGAUGGGACUCAAACGGAAAUUGACGAGCUCACUGGCCUGAUGGACUAUUCAGAGUACGACGGCGAGGAGACCGCUGAGGGUAGCACCCUUGCCGCAGUUGUAAGGGCUAAGGCAGGUGGCCGAGGGAAGGGCCAACCAAAGAGUCAAGGGAAGGCCGCCUCCAAUCAGACCAAAGUGGCUGAUUGGGAUGGGAAGAAGUUGAGACCGAUUGAGUACAUGAGCAAGAAGAUGCCAUCAAAGAAGUUGGCAAAGUCCACCUACAAAAGGGAACUCUAUGCUCUAUAUAAAGCACUUGUCCAUUGGAGACACUUCCUAUUGGGAAGGUUCUUCUAUCUGAGGACUGAUCAUCAGACCCUCAAAUGGAUCAAGACUCAACCGGCUUUUUCUGACGCAUUCAAGCGAUGGAUUGAGGUCAUAGACCAAUAUGACUUUAAGCUUGAAUAUCUGAAGGGAGAGUACAACAAGGUUGCAGAUGCGUUAUCACGUAGAGCAGACUACCUAGGUGCGCUGGUUUCUGACUUUGGCAUAUAUGAAGAAGUAACUCAAUCAUUGGUGGGAGCCUAUCAGGAAGACCCUGUCACGAUGGACAUCAUGCGCAAACUUCAGGCAAAAGACAAGGCCACAAAAAGACAGAGUGUUUCCAUGGAUUUCAUGGACACCCUGCUGACUAGUAAGAGUGGCAAGAGGCACAUUUUCGUCAUCAUCGAUCGAUUCACCAAGUACGCUAGACUAGUGGCCAUGCCAGAGACCGCAAGGACUGACUAUGUCAUCAAGUUGUUCAAGGACAACUGGGUGCGUGACUUUCGUUUACCAAAGUCAAUCAUUAGUGACCGAGAUGUCCGAUUCACAAGUGAACUGUGGAAGAAGACUGCAGAACAGAUGGGCAGUCAACCUCAAAUGACUUCAGGGAAUCAUCCCGAAGCCAACGGACAAGCCGAACAAAUGAACAGAGUUGAACAGCACUUGCUGCGGCAUUACAUCAAGCCCAGCCAAGAUGAUUGGGAUGAGCAGUUGCCUCUUAUCGCCAACUUGUACAACAAUGCUACCCAUAGUAGUAUCGGCGUUAGUCCUAAUCAGUUGCACUUGGGAUGGAAGCCUAGAUCAGCACUAGAGUUCCUCCUACCUGAAAACCGACCCGCUGCAACUCCAGGCACACUUGAGUAUGGUGUGCAGUUUGAGAAGUUGCUACAAGAAGUUGUCGAGCACAUGAAGAAAGCUUAGCAAGCAAUGAUUGCUUCUGAGAAUCAACAUCGUAGACAGUC